UCACUUGGCAAUCUCUUCUCGUUCACACACAAAUCAAAGAGAGAACAAAAAUCCAAAGUAAAAGCAAUGACUUGAUUUAAUUCCGAACCUUCAUCUGUAUCCGAACCAGUCAACAACCUCAACUGCCCUUUUGUAUUAAAACCCUUACUUUCCCCUUUCUUUUCUUUCAUUCACCUUUCUCUCUGUUCUUCUUACACAGAGCAAAAAAAAAAUCUGAAUUCUCAUACAAAUUCAGUGACAAUCAUUUACAGAACACCCAGAUCUUAAAAACUUCACAAGUUUCCUGAGAUUCUCUUCUGUUCUGGGUUUCACCAUGGUUGAUUCUCUUAGACCGGUUCUGUUUCUAACUCUCUUCGUUUCAUUAUUCAUCUCAAUUUCAGCUCAAACUUGUAGAACACAUGUGUUUCCAAGUAAUAAUCAAGUCAGUACUGAUUUCACUUCUUGUAGCGAUUUACCACACUUGAAUUCAUUUAUUCACUGGAAAUAUGACUCAGCAACCAGAAGAGUGAACAUCGCUUAUCGACAUACCAACAUCGAUUCGAGUAGAUGGAUAGCUUGGGCUAUUAAUCCAACCAGAACAGGAAUGGAAGGAUGUCAAGCUCUUGUUGCUUAUCAAAAAGAUGGGCGGAUGACUGUUUAUACAUCUCCAAUCCCGACGUAUUCUACAACACUGGCACAAGGAAACUUAUCUUUUCCAGUUCCUGAUUUAACCGCAACAUUUCAGGAUCGGGAGAUGACAAUUUUUGCAACUAUACAAUUACCAACUAAUACCACCACAGCUGUUGUUAAUCAAGUUUGGCAAGAAGGUCCUCUUCGCAAUGGUAAUCCUUCUGCACAUGAUUUUGCUCCGGCUAAUAAACAAUCUAUGAGUACUUUGGAUUUUCUCUCUGGACAACAAUCUUCCUCUGGUGGUGUUGAUUCAAGAACCAAACGCAGGAACGUUCAUGGAGUAUUGAAUGCUGUUGCUUGGGGAAUUCUGAUGCCUGUUGGAGCCAUCGCUGCAAGGUAUUUGAGGGUAUUCAAUUCAAUGGACCCAGCAUGGUUUUACAUCCACAUUGCUACCCAAACUUCUGCUUACAUUAUCGGCGUUGCUGGAUGGGCAACUGGCCUCAAACUCGGUAGUGAAUCUUCGGGCAUUCAACAUAAUGCCCAUAGAAACAUUGGGAUUGCUUUGUUCAUUCUGGGGACACUUCAGGUGUUUGCUUUGCUUCUGAGGCCUAAGCCUGAUCACAAAUAUCGAUCCUACUGGAAUAUCUAUCACCGCUUGACUGGAUGCAUAGUCAUAGUACUUAGCAUCAUUAACAUAUUCAAAGGUUUUGAUAUUUUGGAGCCUGAGAAGAAAUGGAAGAAUGUAUUCAUAGGCGUGCUUAUAGGUUUGGCUGUUAUUGUGGUUCUGUUAGAAGCUUUUACAUGGUACAUUGUUUUGAAGAGGAAGAAAUCUGAGAAAUCUCAUCAUGGUGCAAAUGGUCACGCUGGUGGCAAUGGAAACCCAUACGGUGCUUGAAUUCAAUCGGUUGCGUAGACGGAGAUGGGUCGACGUCUCAAACUGCGCUGUUUUGGCGACGGGUAUGAUAGAGUAUAAUGUUAGUAUCACCAUACAGAUAUAUGUAAACAGAGAUGGUUAGUUGGGUUUAGAACUUAUUCUUUGUAGCAGCACAGAGUGUUUUGUUUGUUUUCAGUAAAUGGCUUUGGAUGCCCUUGCUAGAUUGGAGAGAGAUCCACAUCAUGUAGACUAUUCUUAUUGACUUAUUUAUACUCAUAUUUUCUUGUUUUGAAACUUGGAUUUUCGUUUUUGCA
Molecule: messenger RNA, 1797 nt
Organism: Papaver somniferum (opium poppy)
Lineage: Eukaryota; Viridiplantae; Streptophyta; Magnoliopsida; Ranunculales; Papaveraceae
Product: cytochrome b561 and DOMON domain-containing protein At5g47530-like
Exons: 3
Coding region: 314-1504 (396 amino acids)
Source: RefSeq, a predicted model, not a curated record